Topomyia yanbarensis is the source of this 1749-nucleotide messenger RNA. RefSeq lists its product as uncharacterized. The coding region runs from base 1 to 1749 and encodes 582 amino acids. The record is from RefSeq and is a predicted model, not a curated record. Lineage: Eukaryota; Metazoa; Arthropoda; Insecta; Diptera; Culicidae. Gene Ontology annotation, molecular function: nucleic acid binding; zinc ion binding. The transcript is spliced from 3 exons.
AUGUUUCAUCCGGAAGAGUUGAAGCAGCUGAUUCCCCUGUUCAGAGAGGGAGGCGGCGUCACGGACUGGAUAGAAACCAUCGAUCAUUACCAAGAAAUCUACGCUUGGACCGAGAAGACAACUUUGCUUUACGCCACGUGCCGAUUGGCUGGAGCAGCACAUCAGUCGUUUUUAAGUGUUCGACAGACGAUUUUAUCAUGGAUGGAUUUUAAGCAGACGAUACUUCUGGCUUUUCCGGACCACGAAGAUGAAGCGGACAUUCAUCGAAAACUUGCCAAAUGCGUGAAGGAUUCAAAAGAGUCAUACGAAAAUUAUGUAUUCCGUGUUAAUGCACUGGGGCAACGAGGCAAGUUGAGUGCGGCAGCGGUUAUAAAAUACAUCAUCAGCGGCCUGUCAUAUGAUUCGAUAUACUCCAACAUCGUGUCGCGGCAGUACACAACUAUUUAUGAGCUACUAGCACAAAUUCGGUACUGUGAAUCUAACCAGGAGCUCUACAAGCGACAGAGCUCCAUUCCAAAGAACUUCAGCUCGCGGCCAGCCAACAACCAUACACCACCAAAGAAGCAGCCGGGUGAAAACAAUAUGUCUGGAGCUCAAGUGACAACAAAGCGAAACGACGAAUGUUACAACUGCCAUGGUUCGGGCCACAUUUCAGUUAAUUGCCCCAAACCGCAACGACGAGCGAGAUGUGCUGUAUGCAACAGAGUAGGACACGACGAACAAAACUGUUUCAAGCGCAAUCAGGACAGAAAUCGAAGCGAUAACCGUACAGCAGCAAACGACGCAGCAAGAACGGAACCGGUGGCCGGUACAAGCGGCAGCGACGGUCGCAGUACCAACACGGCAUACCCAAUCGAAGUUCAGCAGACGAAACAUGAUUUACGUAGCGAAGCGAAGUUUCUAGAGGUGGAUGCCAGUUCGAUGGUAUCUAGUGACGUCAUCAUUGGAGGAAGACUGAAAGCGGUACAGUCACUGGCAGAUUCAGGGUGCCCGCUUAGUAGUGCUAGUGAUAAAGAUCUAGUAGGUGUCAAUAAUUCCAAAAUCGAGAUUGUAGGAGCGUACUCGACAAAAAUUAUUAUUGAUUCCAACGUUUAUUUGGCUAAUUUCACAGUGGUUGCAGAUACCACAAUGAAGGUUGACAUGAUAUUAGGGCGAAGAUUCCUUCAAGAUAACGAUUUUCACGGUUUGGCGUUUAAGCGUAAUGACAAAUUUGAUGUCGAUGCGAUGAAGGGGGUUUUUGAUGGCGACGUAGCUGACGUUAGUAUUUUGUUCGUGGACGAUAAGGUUGAGCUCGACAUUGGAGACACUAGCGAGACCAGAGCACUUAGCGGUAAGGUGUACGAACUUUUCGAUAACGAUUAUUUAAACCGUGUGAAACCUCGCGAACCUUUAGUUAAGCACAGCGUUGAGAUAAAGUUAAAGGAGGACCGAUAUUAUAAUGCGACACCUCUGCGACUUAGCGAUUUUGAACGAAAGGAACAGAAUAAGAUAGUGAAUGAUAUGUUGUCGAAGGGGAUAAUUCGCGAAAGUGAAUCUCCCUAUUCGAGCCGAGUGGUUAUGACACGCAAAAAGAAUGGCGAAUACCGUUUCUGUGUAAAUUUUCGACCGCUAAACAAACUUGUUGAACGGAUUUUCGAUCCGAUUAACAUGCGACUGUACAAGAAGGAGAAGGAUGAAGAAAUUGGCAGUUUUUCUGAUUCCGAAAUUGAAUUCGAAGAUGUAGAGUACUUGGACGAGGAAUUUCAGUAA